GAUGUGCUGGCGGUGAUGUCUCCUCCUUGUCUAAUUCUGCCGACAUGGCUUGAGAGAGAGAGAGAGGGGGACUGGGGCGGCCAAAGGGGGAAAACGAAGGCAGCUGAAGGAAAACAGAUAGGACGGCUUGAAGGCUUUAUGGUGCAGAAACGCGUUGUUGUCAUUGCGGGAAAGUUCUGGGUUCACAGAGAAUUGUGGGACGAUGACAGACGCCAGUGAGAUGUUGGCGGCAGCCCUGGAGAGGAUGGACGGGAUCAUUGCAGGCUCCAAGGCCCUGGGUUACUUCAACGGGCUCUAUGGCUGCCAGUCCCCGACGUCACCGUUGAUGGGCGGCCUGCAGAUUCUGCACCUGCUGGAGGACCUGCGGGGGGCGCUGGAGAUCAUGGACCCGGAGGAGAGGGAGAGGCUGCGCUGCCAGAUUCCAGAGCCCACUGCCGAAACCCUGGCGGAGUGGCUACAGGGCCCCCUGGCAAAUGGGCACAACCCGUCAGGCGAUGGUGAUCUGUAUCUGGACAGGCUUGCUCGACUGGAGACCAACAGGGAGUCAUUGGUGCUGCAGGUGAGUGUCCUGACAGACCAGGUGGAGGCGCAGGGAGAAAAGAUCAGGGACCUAGAUCUGUGCCUUGAGGAACACCGGGAGAAGCUGAACGCCACGGAGGACAUGCUGCAGCAGGAGCUGCUGAGCAGGACAACACUGGAGACGCAGAAGCUGGACCUGUUGGCCGAGUUGUCGAGCCUGAAGCUGGAGCUGACUGCCAUGGAGAAGGGACGACUUGACUACGAGCAGAGGCUCAUGGACAAAGAGGAUCUGAUCCAGGAAGUCAUUCAUCUGAAGACACAAGUCAGAGAGAUGGAGAACGAAAGACUUCAGUAUGAGAAGAACCUGCAAUCCACAAAGGGGGAGCUGGUCGCGAUGUACGGGCAGCCGGAGGGCAGCAGCGGUAAGAGACUGCAGGAUGAGACGCAGCUCAGGGGCACCGCCCUGGAGGGUGCAGACAGCGUUGAGGGUGAAAAGAAAGUGAAAGAUGGUGAUAUUGAAGAGAGUUGCCAAGACGACCCCAAUGCAGUAUCCAACAAUGUUCCUGUCAGUGUGGAAACAGAGACAGACACCCUGCCCAGUGUGAAGGAAGUGACACAGACAAGCCCUGACGAGCUAGUGAUGUGUGUGGGACCUCUCCCCGUGUCGACCCCUAAGCCAGAGGACACUCCUAAACUGGAACAGGCAAGAGGGCCGGAGCUAGCAGCGUCAGAUGGCUCACCAAAUCUCACUGAGGCAGACAGUAUGCAGGGAAAGAAUGUGGAUCAGAAGGAGGCAUGCAAGGAGGUCACUGGGGAGCACAGUCCCCCACUCAAGUCCCCCGCCACCGCAGGACCCACGGAAGAUGGCUUUGGUACCAAGAAAGCACGGUCCUCUUUUGGCCGUGGCUUCUUCAAGAUUCGGAGGGGCAAGAGAGCUGCCAGCGCCCCUGACCUGGCAGAGACGGAGUGUGAAAGGACGGAGCAGCUGGACUUAGGGUUGCCUCAUCAGUCGCCAAGCAACAACAGCACCCACACCCUGCCCUGCACCCCAGAGCGGAAGAAGUCCAGCGGAAUCAGGAAGCUCUUUGGGAAGCUGAAGAGAAGCCAUUCAACUUCGUUUAACCUGGACAAUGACGUGUCAGUGGCAGAGUUCAAAAGGGGUGGAGUCAGGGCCACAGCAGGCCCUCGGCUGGGCUGGUCACCUGACCAGCAGGGGACCACCAACGAGGUAGACGCACCCUUCGGGAAGUGGUCGAGAGAACAGGUGUGCAGCUGGCUACAGGAGCUGGGCCUGGGUGUGCACAUGGGCGUGGCCAGGCAGUGGAUCACCUCAGGCCAGACCCUGCUGCAGGCAUCCCAGCAGGACCUGGACAGGGAGCUGGGUAUCAAACAUGCCCUCCACAGGAAGAAAUUAAAGCUGGCCCUGCAGGCACUGAUCUCAGAGGAGGAUGACAGCAUGGGCAAACUGAACUGCAGCUGGGUGACCAGGUGGUUGGAUGACAUCGGACUGCCACAGUAUAAGACCCAUUUUGAGGAGGGGAGGGUCGAUGGUCGCAUGAUUCACUACAUGACUGUGGAUGACUUGCUCUCUCUGAAAGUCAGCAGUGUGCUCCAUCACCUGAGCAUUAAGAGAGCCAUUCAGGUCCUCCGUCUCAACAACUACCAGCCCGACUGUCUGCGUCGACGCCCUUCGGACGAGGGCAAUGUCACCCCGGCAGAGGUGUCCCAGUGGACCAAUCACAGAGUGAUGGAGUGGCUACGCUCUGUGGACCUGGCAGAGUAUGCUCCCAACCUGAGGGGCAGCGGUGUGCAUGGGGCACUCAUGGUUUUGGAGCCCCGCUUCACGGUGGAGACCCUCGCCCUGCUGCUUAACAUCCCUCCCAGCAAGACGCUGUUGCGGCGCCACCUGGUGACCCACUUCCACCUGCUGGUGGGGCCUGACGCCCAGCACAGCAAACAGGAGCACCUGGAGUGUCCCGAGUACACCCCCCUCACUGCCACUGCCAAGGUCAAGCCCAGAAAGCUGUCAUUUGGCAGUUUUGGCAGCCUGAGGAAAAGAAGGCAGGAGGAGAGUGAGGAAUAUGUGUGCCCCAUGGACGUGGAGAUGCCCUGGGGAGCCAGCUUCCAGAGGAGUCAUGGUAGCCUGGACCUGCGGCUUUACGGGGAUGACCUGGAACAGCUGGAACAGAUGGAGGACUCAGAGGGAACCGUGAGGCAAAUUGGUGCUUUCUCUGAGGGCAUCAACAAUUUGACAAGCUUGCUGAAGAAAGAUGAGUUCCUCAGAGAGAUGCCCACAUGCUCACCCAGUGGCAACACGACAGAGGACUCCGAUGCGUGCGGGCAGCAGGGAGCAGCUGGAAGUGACAGUGCCAACACUACCCAUUAGCACACCGUCACCGGUACCUUACCUGUGAGGUCCAACCCAGGGCAAGGGUCAUAUA
This is a messenger RNA of Megalops cyprinoides (Indo-Pacific tarpon), 2960 nucleotides long. Its product is annotated as liprin-beta-1-like. Gene Ontology annotation, molecular function: protein binding. Gene Ontology annotation, cellular component: presynaptic active zone. Bases 203 to 2905 code for a protein of 900 amino acids. Gene Ontology annotation, biological process: neuromuscular junction development. The transcript is spliced from 23 exons. NCBI's taxonomy places the organism in Eukaryota, Metazoa, Chordata, Actinopteri, Elopiformes, Megalopidae. The record is from RefSeq and is a predicted model, not a curated record.